Messenger RNA from Mercenaria mercenaria, 5603 nucleotides. RefSeq names its product spartin-like. Gene Ontology annotation, biological process: negative regulation of BMP signaling pathway; cell division. The coding region runs from base 38 to 1735 and encodes 565 amino acids. The record is from RefSeq and is a predicted model, not a curated record. The transcript has 6 exons. Lineage: Eukaryota; Metazoa; Mollusca; Bivalvia; Venerida; Veneridae. Gene Ontology annotation, cellular component: plasma membrane.
UGAAAAACUGUCAAUUUUGCAGAUAUAGAAGAAAGUUAUGGAAGCACCAGUACAAGUUCGACCUCCAGGUGGAAGGUCAAGAGGUGAAAGGUCAAGGUCACCAAGGUCACAGCCCAGCAGACCACCACCCCCAAGUGCAGUUAUGGGAAUUAGAAGCUUAAGUGAUGUCCAGCAGUGCCAUGAUGAUGCGAUUAAACUGAUAGAAUCAGGUCUGUCAGCGGAUGAACAAGGAAGGAUGGAUGAUGCAAGAGCAUUUUAUCAGAGUGGUUUACAAUCUGUUACUAAAGUGUUAGCAGUUAACUGUGAACAACUAAAUGGAACCGAAGAUGACAAAAAUAAAGCUAAGACAAUACAACAGAAACUUAAUAAGACAAAAUUACAAAUAGAAUAUAGACUACAGACUUUAAGGGCAUCUGAAAUAGCUACUCAGUGUACUCCAUCAGCACCACAGGCUAUGAAUGUUGAAGAACCUCCAAGUUACGAGGAUGCAACAAGAACUCCCCAGGAUGACCAGUUUGUGGAGUUAGGUGACAGUAUUAUGAGGGAAGAUUCUGUGGACAGUAACAGUUUAACUGCUAAUGCUGCAGAGAUAUUCUGCAUUCCAGAUGGUGUUCAGAUUUUUUUUAUCACUCCAGAAGGCUAUGUUAGCGCUCCAUCCUAUCCCUCUAGUCUUAAAAUAUUCAAGUUUAUAGAGCAGGAAGAAGGGGCUUCAAACUCAACAAGGCCAACAGCUUUCCUUCAAGUAGGUGAUUGGCUAUACCCCCUACAGCCAGGGGCAUCACCUGCUUUACAGUCAAACUAUGGUGCCUACCUCUUUCCUGAUGUUUCGUCACCAACUCCAGGUUCGGCAGUAGGCCUCAUGGUUCCAGAUACUUUAGCGCCUGCAGAUCGUGAACUAUUUGAGGAAUUCCUGAACUCACUGACAGUGUUACAGCAGCAAGGGGAAAUACCAAGUGCACCUAUGGAAACAUCAGAGGUCAGUGAAGAAGUAAGACGGGAGGGAGAAGAAGGGGAGACAAGCACUACCAGUACAAAAAUAUCAAAAGGCUUGAUUAUAGCUGCAGAAUACAUUUCCUGGGGUGUAGGCAAGGGGGCGGAGAAAGCUGGGGAGCUACUUAAGCAUGGUUCAACGAAACUGAGAUCGAGGCUGAAACCGGAGGAACAACCAAAACAUGUUGAUCCAAAAGUACAAAAAGGGAUCCAGUAUGCAAGGAAAGGAUCUCAUGUUGCAGUUCAAGUCAGCUCUUAUAUUGUAUCUAAACUUGGUCAAGCUACAAUGGCUCUAGCCAAGGAAGCAGCACCACAUAUACGUAAGCAGGGGGAAAAGUUAAUACCAAAAUCCAUGAAACAGACAGAAAGUGAUGGAAAAUCAAAGUUGGACAGUGUGUUGGAAGUAGCAGCUUCAGGUUUAAAGGGAUUUGGAACAGUUUACAUGAGUUUGGAACAGGCAGCAAAGGUUUUAGGAAAGAAUCUGGCUGAUGAGACUGUAGAGAUAGUCAGCCAUAAGUACGGAACCGAAGUUGGUCAGGCAACAGGAAAUGCUUUAUAUGCUACGGGUAACAUUGGUAUGACAGCGUACAAUGCUAACCACCUUGGGGUCAAGGCCAUUGCCAAGAGAGCUGCAAAGGACACUGGGAAGGCAGUUUUAGAGGAUUUGUCAGACAAAAGCAAAACGCCACCACAAAAACCACCUCCCCCUGGUGCUGGUGCCUCAGGGAGUGAGAAAAAAUACUGAACAAUUUAGACUAGUCUUGUUAUUCCAUUGUUUUUUUAGCUCACCUGUCACAAAGUGACAAGGUGAGCUUUUGUGAUCGCGCAGUGUCCGUCGUCCGUCCGUCCGUCCGUAAACUUUUGCUUGUGACCACUCUAGAGGUCACAUUUUUCAUGGGAUCUUUAUGAAAGUUGGUCAGAAUGUUUAUCUUGAUGAUAUCUAGGUCAAGUUCGAAACUGGGUCACGUGCCUUCAAAAACUAGGUCAGUAGGUCUAAAAAUAGAAAAACCUUGUGACCUCUCUAGAGGCCAUAUAUUUCACAAGAUCUUCAUGAAAAUUGGUCAGAAUGUUCACCUUGAUGAUAUCUAGGUCAAGUUCGAAACUGGGUCACGUGCCUUCAAAAACUAGGUCAGUAGGUCUAAAAAUAGAAAAACCUUGUGACCUCUCUAGAGGCCAUAUAGUUCAAAAGAUCUUAAUGAAAAUUAGUCAGAACGUUCAUCUUGAUGAUAUCUAGGUCAAGUUCGAAACCGGGUCACGUGCCAUCAAAAACUAGGUCAGUAGGUCAGAUAAUAGAAAAACCUUGUGACCUCUCUAAAGGCCACAUUUUUCAUGGGAUCUGUAUGAAAGUUGGUCUGAAUGUUCAUCUUGAUGAUAUCUAGGUAAGUUUUUUAAACUGGGUCACGUGCGGUCAAAAACUAGGUCAGUAGGUCUAUAAAUAGAAAAACCUUGUGACCUCUCUAGAGGCCAUAUAUUUCAUGAGAUCUUCAUGAAAAUUGGUCAGAAUGUUCACCUUGAUGAUAUCUAGGUCAAGUUCGAAACUGGGUCACGUGCCUUCAAAAACUAGGUCAGUAGGUCAGAUAAUAGAAAAACCUUGUGACCUCUCUAGAGGCCAUAUUUUUCACGGGAUCUGUAUGAAAGUUGGUCUGAAUGUUCAUCUUGAUGAUAUCUAGGUCAGUUUCGAAAGUGGGUCACGUGCCAUCAAAAACUAGGUCAGUAGGUCAAAUAAUAGAAAAACCUUGUGACCUCUCUAAAGGCCAUAUUUUUCAUGGGAUCUGUAUGAAAGUUGGUCUGAAUGUUCAUCUUGAUGAUAUCUAGGUCAAGUUCGAAACAGGGUCAUGUGCGGUCAAAAACUAGGUCAGUAGGUCUAAAAAUAGAAAAACCUUGUGACCUCUCUAGAGGCCAUACUUGUGAAUGGAUCUCCAUAAAAAUUGGUCAGAAUGUUCACCUUGAUGAUAUCUAGAUCAAAUUUGAAACUGGGUCACGUGCCUUAAAAAACUAGGUCAGUAGGUCAAAUAAUACAAAAACCUUGUGACCUCUCUAGAGGCCAUACUUUUCAUGGGAUCUGUAUGAAAGUUGGUCUGAAUGUUCAUCUUGAUGAUAUCUAGGUCAAGUUUGAAACUGGGUCAACUGCGGUCAAAAACUAGGUCAGUAGGUCUAAAAUUAUUAAAAUCUUUUGACCUCUCUAGAGGCCAUAUUUUUCAAUGGAUCUUCAUGAAAAUUGAUCUGAAUGUUCACCUUGAUGAUAUCUAGGUCAGUUUCGAAACUGGGUCACGUGCAGUCAAAAACUAGGCCAAUAGGUAUAAAAAUAGAAAAACCUUGUGACCUCUUUAGAGGCCAUAUUUUUCAUGAGAUCUUCAUGAAAAUUAGUGAGAAUGUUCACCUUGAUGAUAUCUAGGUAAAAUUCAAAACAGGGUCACGUACCUUCGAAAACUAGGUCAAAUAAUAGAAAAACCUUGUGACCUCUCUAGAGGCCAUAUUUUUCAAUGGAUCUUCUUGAAAAUUGGUCAGAAUUUUUAUCUUGAUAAUAUCUAGGUCAAAUUCAAAACUGGGUCACAUGAGCUCAAAAACUAGGUCACUAUGUCAAAUAAUAGAAAAAACGACGUCAUACUCAAAACUGGGUCAUGUGGGAAGAGGUGAGCGAUUCAGGACCAUCAUGGUCCUCUUGUUAUGAUCUGUGAUACUGUUAUUGAGGAAUACCUCCAAAUCAGCUAUGUGUCAAAGUUUCUUUGUGGAUUGUAGAAAGAGGACUAUGUAAUUACUUACGUCUGCAUAUGGGUAUAGAGCAGUCUGACUCCUUAGUUAUACAAAACAAACAUUAGACAGAUGAAAAGUUAUGAAUAUACAUGUACGUGUAUGUGCAGUCACAUUUUAGUAAUUUUGAAGACUUAGUACAGAUGUUGUUCAAAUUUCAGAUUUUUUAUGUAAAAAUAAUAAAAGUGUGUUUAAAGAUUCUCCAUCAGUCUGUCUGGAAAAUAUUGUGUGAUAAUACGCCUUGUAUAUAAAAUGAUAUUGGUUUUAGACUUUUGCUGAUUAAUGCCAGUGAUGAGCAGACGUCAUAAAAGGAAGGAUUUUUAGAAGGGAUUAUUACUUUUAAGUAAAGGUCAUUUGUUUUCUUUAUACUAACCCCUGAUUCCUUACAUAAUGAAAUUUCUUCAAACUUACACAUUAGGUCACAUGGAAAGGAAGAAAUUUUUGAAGGGCCCAUAAUUUCUGCGUUAAUGUCCCUUUCUGCAUUUUGUAAUAUACAUGCCUGGGAUUCAUUCAAAAAUCAAAAGCCUGAAAAUCUAUAUUCUAAAGCCUGAAAUCUCCUUUUUAAUAGAAUUAUACAGACAAAUUCUUGCAGCUAAGUGCCUAAAAUCAGCACCAGUCCUGAAAAAUUGUAACAACAUUUUGGUCUGUACCGUAGUACAUUCCACUAAUCGUUUCAGACCUAAGUCUACAAAACUUUACGGUACAUUAACAGGAAUGAUCGUAAUGACAAAAACUCAACAACAGAUUAAAACGCAUUUUAUAUUUUUCAUGUACAUGGUCUUUAAAUACAUGUACUAACUUUGCGAGAUACUUAUAUAGUAUUAUUGUAAAAUACCAGUGUAAGUAAUUCAUGGUACAGUACAUAUUGCACUCAGCAAACUUGUAUACUACUGAGUGUAGGGUAUCCCAAGUAUUGAUACGGAAGUUGUUAUAAAUGGGAUAACAAUAUCCUUGUCUUUGUUGUUGCGUGGAUUAGGAUGUUUCUAAUCUGAGUGGUAACUUUGUCGGUAAUACUUUCUCUUUGUCUUAGUUGCACAUGUAGUAUCUGAGAAGGCACAGUGCAUUCAAACAUAAAUAUUGCGUGUCCAUUUAUUUGAAAGAAAAGAUGUUAUGUUUUUCCAUUUUUUUCUAAACUUUUUUUUAUGUUAUAACUUUUUCCUAGUUCUUAUCUACAUUUUGUAUAUUUUGGAUUUAUUUAUAUACUGGGGUAUGGAUAUUUGUUUCUUUCAGCCGCAGGUUUAUAAUAAAUACAUUCAUUGAGUGAACAAGAGAUGCAAUUUUUUUUUUUUUUCAAGAGUGGCACAGCCAUGAGUGAAAAUUUAGAAUCUGUGUUCACAAGUGAAAGAUAUUUGACCUAAAAUUUUCCUUUUUAUUGCAUUGUUUUUCAAUGGUUUCUACCACAUUAUACCAGUCUUACCCUCAUAAUGGCAUACACGUAGAGCAUGACAUUACAAAUUUACAAUGCUAAUGUUUAGAAAAAAAUUUAGCUCUUCUAAAUAUUUAGAUGUCUUUUACAUUUGAAUACAUUUGAGUGCAAAUUCAUUACGUUUUUUAGGUAUUUAUUUACUUCUAUAUCUUUAUUGGAUGUAUAUUUUGGAAAGAAUUUCUGAUUAUAUAUCAUUCAUAUUCUUUUGCAAUCAAGUAUAGUUCUGUAACAGUGGAAACUGUUUGAAACAGUGGAAAUUGUAAAUAUAAUCUUGUUAUAUUUCAGUUAGCCACUGUAAAGCUUUAAAUGAAUUGUUUUCAGUGUAAUUAUUGUCAAGUUUUGUUAUCAAAUAUAAUGUUUUUUUUUCUGAAACUGGGUGAUAAACAAAGAUAAUCAAAUAAUGGCUUUUUAUACCAUUAAAUUAUAACAUCGUGUU